AUACUGAAUCUGCUAUGACACCGGAGAAGGGGGGGAAGUCAUUUAUGCAGAGAGAGAGAUCUGCCUUUUUCCACUCACACCCCACGUUCACACUCUGGAAGGGACUUAAGAGGGGAAGCUACUGAAAGGUGAAAGGAGCCAAAGAUUCUAAGCAAUUUUAACUCUAACACUGUAUCCCAAGGAAGGUCUAGGAGUGAAGAGUGUGAUGAUCCGGAGCUCAAUCAGCAUUUGGCAGCAGAAUAAUGGAUUAAAAUUGCAAGACUACUCCAGAGCCAUCACGGAGUUAUAAAAGUGCCUUAUCUGGAAACUUUGAUCCACGCUGCCUCGCUAACCUUUCACCCUCGCACUUCUCUCCCUCACCUGGCUGAGUUUUUAGGAGCAGGGAGCUUAUUUGGAGGGGGCACAACAUGGCUAUAAACUUGCUGUCCGGAUGGUGUCUGCUGUCAGUGCUGCUGGGGAUACUUGUACCUACUGGAUGGGGACGCAUGUUCACUAACCACUGGGCAGUGAGGAUAUCAGCGGGAGCCCAGGAAGCCGAGAGGAUAGCUAGCAAGUACGGAUACGUCAAUAGGGGACAGAUUGGAGCACUCCACGAUUACUACCACUUUUAUCACAGUAGAACAAUCAAGAGGUCAGUUUUGUCCAGCAGAGGACCACAUAGUUUCAUUUCAAUGGAACCAAAGGUGGAGUGGAUACAACAGCAGGUGGUUAAAAGGAGGAUAAAGAGGGAUUAUAAACAAACUAAUACCCAAUCCACUUAUUUCAAUGAUCCCAAGUGGCCAAGCAUGUGGUACAUGCACUGCAAUGAUAAUGCUCAUCACUGUCAGUCGGACAUGAAUAUCGUAGGCGCUUGGAAGAGAGGAUAUACUGGAAAGAAUGUUGUAGUUACAAUCCUGGAUGACGGCAUUGAAAGAAACCACCCUGACUUGAUGCAGAAUUAUGAUGCCCAGGCCAGCACUGACAUCAAUGGCAAUGACUUUGACCCAAUGCCUCGAUAUGAUGCAAGCAAUGAAAACAAGCAUGGAACCCGUUGUGCUGGGGAAGUGGCAGCUACUGCAAAUAACUCACACUGUACAGUGGGAAUUGCAUUUAAUGCCAAAAUUGGAGGAGUACGUAUGCUUGAUGGAGAUGUAACAGACAUGGUGGAAGCAAAAUCUCUCAGCUUAAACCCACAACAUGUACAUAUUUACAGCGCAAGUUGGGGUCCUGAUGAUGAUGGAAAAACAGUAGAUGGACCCGCAUCGCUUGCUCGCGAGGCAUUUGAAAAUGGCAUCAGAACAGGUAGAAGAGGAUAUGGCUCAGUGUAUGUAUGGGCAUCUGGCAAUGGUGGUCGAAGUCGUGAUCACUGUUCAUGUGAUGGCUACACCAAUAGCAUCUACACAAUCUCCAUCAGCAGUACGACUGAGAGUGGCAAGAAACCCUGGUAUCUGGAAGAGUGUGCAUCAACGCUGGCUACUACAUACAGCAGCGGGGAGUCAUAUGACAGGAAAGUGAUCACCACAGAUUUGCGACAGCGUUGCACAGACAGCCACACGGGAACCUCAGCAUCAGCUCCUAUGGCUGCAGGAAUUAUAGCUCUUGCUCUGGAAGCAAAUCCAUUUUUAACCUGGAGAGAUGUACAGCAUAUUAUUGUUCGAACUUCACGCCAAGGACACUUAAAUGCUCCUGACUGGAAAACCAAUGCAGCAGGGCACAAAGUAAGUCAUCUUUAUGGCUUUGGUCUGAUGGAUGCAGAAGCUAUGGUGAUAGAAGCAGAGAAAUGGACAACUGUCCCUGCUCAACAUAUUUGUGUGGAGAACACUGACAGACAGAUCAGAACUAUUCGACCAGACAAUGUUGUUCGUUCCAUAUAUAAAGCCACUGGCUGUGCUGACAAUUCCAACCACCAUGUGAUCUACUUGGAGCAUGUAGUUGUGCGCAUUACUAUUACUCAUCCAAGACGGGGAGACCUAGCUAUUUACCUCACAUCUCCUUCAGGCACCAGAUCACAGCUGCUGGCUAACAGAUUGUUUGACCAUUCCAUGGAAGGAUUCAAGAAUUGGGAAUUUAUGACUACUCACUGCUGGGGAGAGAAAGCUUCAGGGGACUGGAUACUGGAGAUUCAUGAUACUCCUUCACAGCUUAGAAACUUCAAGACACCCGGAAAGUUAAAAGAAUGGUCGUUAGUUCUGUACGGCACAUCUAUUCAGCCUUACUCCCCUAGGAAUGACUUACCUAAAGUAGAGCGCGUUAGAUCCAGCCCUGUGGAGGAACCAUCAGAAGAUUAUAGCAUGGAUGACUACACAGGUCCAUGCAAUGUUGAAUGCAGCAACGGUGGAUGUGAUGGACCUGGACCCUACCAGUGCAAUGACUGUCUUCAUUUUUCUUAUAAAGCAAAAAAUAACACACGGGUAUGCGUUUCAGAAUGUCCUUCUGGUCACUACAACGCAGACAAAAAAAAGUGCAAAAAAUGUUCUUUUCACUGUGACACAUGUAAAGGGAGCCGUAGUGACCAAUGCACAAGCUGUAAGCUGGGCUUCUACCUUAUUGAAGAAACUAAUAGCUGUGCUUCUAGUUGUCCAACUGGCUUUUACCUGAAUGAACAUAAAACCCUUUGUCAAAGAUGCAGUGAGAACUGUAAGACAUGCACUUCAGAUCAGACCUGCACAGAGUGCAAACUGGGCUUAAGUUUACAAGGAUCCAGAUGUGCCAUCAACUGCGAAGAUGGAAAAUAUUACAGUGCUAACAAGAAGGAGUGUGAACCAUGUCACCGAUCUUGUGCCACAUGUACAGGUCCUGGAAUAGAUAACUGUAUAAACUGUACAGAAUUCAGUUUAUAUGAAGAUGGGAAAUGUGUUGUAACAUGUAGUACUGGGUACUAUUUUGCUCAAUCCAAGACAAAUGGAUAUAAAACCUGUAAAAGAUGUGAUGCCAGUUGCUUAGCAUGCUCGGGUCCGGGUGACAGAAACUGUACAAGCUGUCCAGACGGUUACGUAUUAGAGGGCAACGUCUGUGUAGUAGGGAUGGUCUGUAAAGAUGGACAAUAUCUGGAUAAAUCUGAGGGCUGUAUAUCCUGUGAUGCUUCAUGUUCAAAGUGCACCGGGCCUGGAAGAAGUAAUUGUAUCGGCUGCUCCAUUACAAGGAUUUUUAACGAUGGACAAUGUGUUCUCAAAUGUCCCACUGGCAAAUAUGAAUUCCACAGACAGUGUCACAUGUGUCAUAACACCUGCCAUGAAUGCAGUGGAAGUGAGCACAACAGAUGUACAUCGUGUGGUGCAGAUAUAAAUGGAAGAAUGCGCUUCCUCUACAAAGGAGAAUGCAGGGAAGCCUGCCCCCAGGGUCAUUAUGCUGCAGAGAGCACCUGUAUGCAGUGCCCAGACAACUGUGAACUGUGCAACAAGGACUCCACAUGUGUCAGAUGCUUGGAAAGAUACUACCUCAACAAUGGCAUCUGCCAGGAGCUACAGUGUGCUGAAGGUGAAGUAGAAGAUCCUGACACUGGAAAAUGCAUGUCAUGUGCUAAAGGAUGUCGACAGUGCUUACCAGAUGAUCCUACAACAUGCACCUCCUGUAUUAAUGGAUACUACAUGUUUGAAAGUCUCUGCUAUGAGAAUUGCCCAGAUAAUACUUACAACAAAGACUCAGAGAUGAUCUGUAUUGAGUGUGAUUUCUCUUGUUUUACCUGCACUGAAGAUGAGUGUUUCUGGUGUGAGGAAGGAUUCUUUCUCCAAGAUGGUGCAUGUGUAAGUAACUGUGGUGUUGGGUUUUAUGCUGAUGACAUUGAUCGAGAAUGUGAGUCUUGUCACAAAUCAUGUGAAUCGUGUUUGGGACCAGACUAUGAUGAGUGCACAGCCUGCAAAAAAAACUUUCCGCUCACCAAUGGAAUAUGUAUAGACCCUUCAAAAAUGCAACAGGCAAGAACAUUUUGGAAUGGAAAUGACAAUGUUUAUCAGCCCUGUGAUAAAUCAUGCAAGACCUGCAAUGGAUCUGCUACAGCUUGCACAUCUUGUCAGUCAGGUACCUUUCUUAUGGAAGAAAGUUGCAUUUACACAUGUCCUAAAGGAACAUUUAGUAAUGAAAAGGAUCAUCGGUGUGAGAAAUGUACAUCUGGGUGUGAGCAGUGCACAGAAACUGAUGAAUGUUUGCGGUGUUUAAGUGGUUAUCUGCACGAUGGGAUAUGUCACAACAAAUGCCCAGAUGGUUUUGUUGGCAUUGGAGGUGGCUGUACAGAGUGUGAUGGUAUCUGUAAAACCUGUGAAGGAGUGCCUGAAUACUGCCUAUCAUGCAGUGCCCCUAAUGUUCUGGAGCAAGCCACGUGUAAAAGCUCUUGCUCAGACAAAUACACAGCUGUUAAUGGCGUCUGCAAGCACUGCCCUCCUAACUGCCAGGGAUGUGCCGAUGAAAACACCUGCACAGAAUGUAUUGCUGAAUAUUUCCUUUUAGAUAAGGAAUGUUUGGACGAUUGUCCUGAUGGAUAUUAUGAUGGAAAUGGAAUCUGUCAUAAAUGUGACCCAAUGUGUGCACAAUGCAGUGGGCCUAACCCUAAUGACUGUGAAGAAUGUGCCAACACUAGAUUUUUUCUUUAUAAUGGUGAGUGCUUUGGAAGAUGCCCAAAAGGAUCCUAUUAUGACUCCAACACCAAAGAAUGCCAAGAUUGUGACAACGAAUGCAAAUCCUGCUCUUCCUCUAUAGCUUGCGAUGAAUGUAGAGAUGGACUGGUUAAAAACAGUGAAGGUCACUGUGUGUCACACAAGGACUGUUCUAUUUAUGAGUAUCAAGACCAGCAUCACAGCUGUAAACCAUGUCAUAAGCAGUGCUCUCGGUGCACUGGACCCACCAAUCAUCAUUGCCUCAGCUGCAAAGAGGGCCACUACCUUUUAAAUUACACUUGUGUUGAAAAGUGUCCUGACGGAUAUUACACAGAAGAGGAUGAAAGACGCUGUGCACCCUGUCACAGUAGCUGCAAGACUUGCACUGGGAGACGUAGUACCCACUGUCUUUCUUGCAAAGAAGACUGGUAUUUACUUGGCCACUCCUGUGUACAGAACUGUGUCACUGGAUAUUAUGCUGAUAAUUCCACUCGUAAAUGUGAAAAAUGUCACAUCAAAUGUGAGACUUGUUUUGGUCCCGAGUCUUCAAAUUGUCUAUCAUGCUACAAGAAUUUUUUUCUAAUGCACAGCAAAACACAGUGUUUGAAUUCAUGUCCAGAAAGUUACUAUGAAAACUCUGGUCAAAAAACCUGUGAAAGAUGCCACCCCACCUGCAAGACAUGCAGCGGUUCUGGAGCCCUUUAUUGUAACUCCUGUUUUUGGAACUAUCAGCUGUUUGGUGGAGUCUGUGUAUCAGAAUGUCUCGCAGGUGAAUUCAAAAUUAAAGAGGAUCCAGAUCUGCAGUGUGACAAGUGUCAUGAUUCCUGUGUAGAGUGCAAGGGAGCGGGACCUCAGAACUGCACUGUGUGCCCAGCAAGCUUUGCCCUGUAUGUAGAGGAAGGGCGCUGUGUGCACUGUUGCAGCACCCUCCUGCCAGAUUUAGAGGAAUGCUGUGAUUGUACAGAUACAUGGGAAGAAUGUAUUUUAAGGACAAUUCCAAAAGCAGCUUCUGAAGGAAAUAAGAAGACAGCUUUGUUCAUAACAAUGUCUAUCCUACUCAUUCUGAGUAUAGGAGGGAUCAUAUUUUAUUGGAGAAAAUUCAGAGUCAAAAGACAGUCUGUCAAAAAAGCUGGAUAUGAAAAGCUUCCAGAACAGACAAAGUCAUUUCAGUCAUUUCAAAGCAACCGAGAGAGCACUUCCAGCUUCCAUAAGGACCAAGUCAUUGAAUACAGAGACCGGGAUGAAGAGGAGGAAGAAGACGAUGAUGAAGAUAUUGUGUACAUGGGUCAGGAUGGGACAGUGUAUCGGAAAUUUAAAUAUGGACUACUGGAAGAUGAUGAUGAUGAAGAUUUAGAAUAUGAUGAUGAAAGUUAUUCAUUUAGAUGAGUUUUACUUAAAAUACUGCCUUAGUCAAAAAAGGGACUGUUUAGUGAGAAUUCUAAGUACAAAACUGGGGCAAAACUAAGAACAAUGCAUAAGACUUAGCAACAAAGAAAGGUACAUUUAUUUUCAAUAAAUCACCUUUUUAACUUGAAACAGUA
Bombina bombina (fire-bellied toad) is the source of this 6109-nucleotide messenger RNA. RefSeq names its product proprotein convertase subtilisin/kexin type 5 (gene PCSK5). The transcript has 37 exons. Gene Ontology annotation, cellular component: trans-Golgi network; Golgi membrane. NCBI's taxonomy places the organism in Eukaryota, Metazoa, Chordata, Amphibia, Anura, Bombinatoridae. Gene Ontology annotation, molecular function: serine-type endopeptidase activity; protein binding. Bases 408 to 5954 code for a protein of 1848 amino acids. The record is from RefSeq and is a predicted model, not a curated record. Gene Ontology annotation, biological process: peptide hormone processing.